CUUAAAAUGCAUCUAUUUCUUAGAGUAUUUUCAUCACUUAGUCACUCACUGCUACAAAAGGCGUUGACGACCUUUUGUUUCCCAGCUGAAAUAUAAAAAAAAUUGCUUCUUAAACUCAAACUCUCUGCUCUCUCUUUCUUCUAUUUAUUUCCUCCUAUCAGAUAAAAACACAUAGACUCCACGAUGGCCGGAAGAGGAGGAGAGCUCACGGAGGCUCUGGUGAAAAAGACCGGCAGAGAAGAAGAGGAUGAGUUGGGGAUGAAGGAGAAGGUUUGGAUUGAAUCAAAGAAACUGUGGGUUGUGGCGGCGCCAGCGAUCUUCACAAGAUACUCUACGUUCGGAGUUUCAAUGGUAACUCAAGCUUUCAUUGGCCAUCUUGGCCCAACCGAGUUGGCCGCUUACUCUAUCACCUUCACCAUUCUCCUCCGUUUCAGUAAUGGUAUCUUGUUAGGUAUGGCCGGUGCACUAGGAACAUUAUGUGGUCAAGCCUACGGAGCCAAACAAUACCAGAUGCUCGGGAUCUACCUCCAAAGGUCAUGGAUCGUCCUCACAGGUGGUACCAUUUGCCUCAUGCCCGUCUUCAUCUUUGCGGGCCCUAUCCUCUUAGCUUUAGGUCAAGAGGAACGCAUUGUUCGUGUGGCUCGGGUCUUAGCCCUAUGGGUCAUAGGCAUCAACUUCUCCUUCGUGCCCUCCUUCACUUGCCAAAUGUUUCUCCAAGCUCAGAGCAAGAACAAGAUUAUUUCCUACGUGACUGCUGUCUCCUUAGGGCUCCAUGUCUUCUUCUCGUGGCUCCUAGUGGCUCAUUUCAAUUUUGGGAUCACUGGUGCGAUGACCUCUAUGCUAAUUGCGUUCUGGUUGCCUAUCAUUGUGCAGCUCUUGUAUGUAACAUGUGGUGGAUGUAAGGAUACAUGGAGAGGAUUCUCUAUGUUGGCCUUCAAAGAUUUGUGGCCCGUCUUAAAACUAUCUUUGUCUUCCGGUGGAAUGCUUUGCUUGGAGUUAUGGUACAACUCGGUAUUGGUAUUGCUCACUGGAAAUUUGAAAAACGCAGAGGUGGCUCUUGAUGCACUAGCAAUCUGCAUCAGCAUAAAUGCACUGGAGAUGAUGAUAGCACUUGGGUUUUUGGCAGCAGUAAGUGUAAGAGUGUCCAACGAGCUCGGUAGUGGAAACCCCAAAGGAGCCAAGUUUGCAACAUUGAUAGCGGUUUUCACGUCACUCUCUAUAGGAAUAGUUCUAUUCUUCGUUUUUUUGUUUUUGAGGGGAAGAAUUUCCUACAUUUUCACUACAAGUGAAGCUGUCGCGGCCGAAGUUGCUGAUCUUUCUCCACUUUUAGCAUUUUCCAUCCUCUUGAACAGUGUUCAACCUGUUCUCUCUGGAGUGGCAAUCGGAGCGGGAUGGCAAGGAUAUGUGGCUUACGUUAACCUUGCUUGCUAUUACCUUGUCGGAAUUCCUAUUGGUGUUAUCCUUGGUUAUGUUGUUGGUUUGCAAGUGAAAGGUGUAUGGAUAGGAAUGCUUUUUGGAAUAUUCGUUCAGACUUGUGUGCUCACCGUCAUGACUCUCAGAACAGAUUGGGAUCAACAGGUAUCUACGUCGUUGAGAAAUAUAAACCGGUGGGUUGUACCAGAAUCUAGAGAUGCAAAUCAAAUUUCAUCAGAGGAAUAAUUAAUUUGGAUUAUGAUAUGAAGAUAUGAUAGAUUUAAAGAUUAUGAUGAUGUUCCUUUUUUAUGAAAUGUGAAAAAAAAAAUUGAUAAAAAAUAAAGGUUGUUUACAGAAGU
Messenger RNA from Arabidopsis thaliana (thale cress), 1772 nucleotides. Its product is annotated as MATE efflux family protein. The transcript is spliced from 8 exons. Gene Ontology annotation, molecular function: antiporter activity; xenobiotic transmembrane transporter activity. Bases 184 to 1659 code for a protein of 491 amino acids. Gene Ontology annotation, biological process: transmembrane transport; xenobiotic detoxification by transmembrane export across the plasma membrane. Gene Ontology annotation, cellular component: membrane. NCBI's taxonomy places the organism in Eukaryota, Viridiplantae, Streptophyta, Magnoliopsida, Brassicales, Brassicaceae. The record is from RefSeq and is marked reviewed.